Messenger RNA from Vespa velutina, 2784 nucleotides. Its product is annotated as UPF0605 protein CG18335-like. The transcript is spliced from 7 exons. Bases 912 to 1847 code for a protein of 311 amino acids. Lineage: Eukaryota; Metazoa; Arthropoda; Insecta; Hymenoptera; Vespidae. The record is from RefSeq and is a predicted model, not a curated record.
UAAACGCAUUCGUAAAAGAAACUGUGUGUGUAUAUCGAAAGUUUUUAAAUUGUCCUUUUUCUUUUUUUUUACGAAUUCGUUGAUUUUUGUUACAAAAGAUAGAACAAAUCCCGAGGAAAUAACUAUUCGUUAGUUCUUUCCGUCUCCGUAGUCCUACGAAAACUGGAAAGCGAAACGUUGCUCCCACAACUUCUCCCAUUUGUGCACGCAACGUAUCCUCCCUACUCUACCAACGAGUAUACUCUCUCGCUCUCCCUCACUUCUUCCUCACUCAUUCUCUCUCUUUCUCUCUCUCUCUCUCUCUCUCUCUCUCUCUCUCACUCAUUCUUUUCUUUUUGCAUAGUCACCCUCUCUAAAUAAUCGAUCAGUAAUUUGUCUAAUUCGUUAUUCAUCGCAAAUUUUCUAGAGAUUCGAGUUAAUACUUAUCUUUAUUUGCCAAUGAAAAUGAUUGAAAUAAUAUAUAUAUAUUAUUAUUAUUAUUAUUAUUAUUAUUAUUAUUAGUAGUAGUAGUAGUAGUAGUAGUAGUAGUAGUAUUAGUAUUGUUAUUAUUAAUUAAUUAUAAAAUAUUAAGAACUCAAUAUAUCUUAACAAAUAUUAAGUUCAUAAAUACGAUUACGUGAGCGCAAUGAAUGUUUAUCAAGGAAUCAAUCUUGUUCGUACGAAAAAAUUUCCAAGUGCGAAUAUACUCGAACAAAUGAAAAAACACGUUAUUUGACACGUUAUUUUUAUACAUCUGAAUGUAAUAACAUAAUGUAGUUGAGACGACGAGAGUUACAAAAUUGUUAGUGUAUCGAUGUAUGUCGGAUAACGUAUAAAAAAGAAAGAAAAAAGAAAAAAAAAUCCAAAUUCCAGUUAAAAUAAAUUAGAAUUGAAUUGAUCAUCGACGUAUUUAAAAGUAUUUAAUUGACAAAAUGACCGUCGGCGUAGAAUUGUUUAAUACUUCAGAACCAUAUUUAAUACCAGGAUACACCGGUUUUUCUCCUCAAUAUCGUUAUCGUUGCGGAGAAACUUACGGAAGUCUUACUCAUAAACUUCUUCUCGAUCCUAAUGUGAAUCAUUCGGAAACGCUUGUAUUAUCAAAUCGUGCUACUGACGAUUAUCAAGUGAGCAGACCUCCCAAAAAUGACAUAGAUAUUGUAAAUGCACGAUACAAAAGGGUAGAUCCUAUUUAUACCCAUCCAACUAUUCCAGGCUACGAAGGUUUCAUACCAAAUUUAAACGCAAAUUGCGGACAAAGAUACACCGUACUUGCGACCGAGGGUUUAGCAGAAUUUGAGAGACAACAGAUAAAAAAUAAAGAGGCCCUUAAUAAAGUUGAAACAAUAAUUUCUUUGCAAAGUGGGCAAGGUGAACCGCGAAAUACGAAGGAUCGUUUGCUAAACGAAAGUCAAUUCAAAUUGCCUAUGAUCACCGUUCGUCCCGAUUGCGUUGGAGUUAUGAGAAAUUUGCCAAUCGAUGAACAAUACGAAGUUCCAAGGGAUCAUGCUCCCUCCCCUUACUUUAUGGAUAAUGCGAAUCCAAAGAAAUACUUUAUUAGCAGAUAUGCUGGACAUAUUCCAUAUGGAUAUGCACAAUUUGGGGCUACAAAUGUACCCGCUACUAAUAGCGCACUUUGUGAUUUUACUUCAAAUUAUCGACAUCGACAAAGCACCGAAUGGGCACCUGUAACAAUUUCAAAACCUGAUCCGCCUCUUCUUAUUCAAUCGACUGAAAUUUAUCAUAAACAUGUUGGUUUAUUACCUAAUUAUUAUGGUCACGUUCCAGGACAAAUAUUUAGGUUCGGUAAAACAUUCGGUGCUGAUACUAAAGACGCAAAGAGAUGGCUUCGUGGUGACUUUUCUAUUUAAAUUUCCAAUAAUACAGCUAAUCAAUAAAUGAUUUCUGAGGGUAAUAAACAACGCCUACAGUUAAUGCAUAUAUAUAUAUAUAUAUAUAUAUAUACAUAUAUAUGUACAUAUAUAAUUAAAUAUAUUUUAUAUAUUAAAUGUAUUAUAAAAUAUUUUAUAAAUAUCGUUUAUUUCGUAGCAUAAAAAAUCAGAUAUAAAAGGAAACAUUCUUCAUCGUCAUUAUGAAUUCCAUUUCAUCAAAAUUUUGGCUGCAUUUUGCAAGUUUUCAUCUUUCUGUAAAAAAAUUUGAUGCAAACAUUACAUUUUCAUAUAAUACAUUAUUAUUUAUAUAAUGGCAAUUAAUUAGAUACCUUUAUGAAACAGUAUCGUACAAAGUUCUCUGCUAAAUGUUUGUGCUCUUCUGAAUAAAAAGCGGAUACAGGAAUACCUUGAACUCCAACAUUUUUAGUCAUCCAUUUUGUAAAUCUAUAAUCUUUAUUAGCAUCUGUUUCUUCUUCUAAUUUAGUCUUUUUCUCUAAAGCUGUCCAGUCAGCUAUCAUAAAAUAACCACCUUCGGGAAUGGUAGGUGACAUGCCCACAUCGUUAAGAAAUUUUGCCAUAUAGUCUCGUUUUGGUAAUAAUUCUUUAGGUAAACUAAAGAAAUAACAAUCGGGUUGAUCAAAUUUCUCCAUCUCUUCUUCAAAUCCAAGUGCUACAGCUUCCUAUUUGUUAAAAAAGUUUUGAUACAUUUAAUAAUUAUAUUCAUCUUUAUAAAUAAAAAUUAUAGUUAAUUAAUGUAAUUUUACUUGAAUUGGUGUUGAGCAAGUAUAAACAACAUUUUGAUGUACAACUUGUAAAUUGUAUAUUAAAUUCGGUGGUCCAUAUGCCCAACCUAUUUUCCAACCGGUGACGCUAAAUGAUUUACCUGCAGAUCCAAUAGUAAUUGUGCGUUCAAACA